Molecule: messenger RNA, 588 nt
Organism: Fusarium vanettenii 77-13-4
Lineage: Eukaryota; Fungi; Ascomycota; Sordariomycetes; Hypocreales; Nectriaceae
Exons: 1
Coding region: 1-588 (195 amino acids)
Source: RefSeq, a predicted model, not a curated record
AUGGACUCUGCAAAUAUCAAUCAGAGCAACAUCUUCGAGCCCACCUCGUCGGCCUCCUCCUCCAUCAUCCUUGAUAACCUCGAGAUGUCAGAGUCCGUGUAUAGAGACAAAGUCAACGGCUUUGGCGUCGGCUUUGGCCACGAGCUUCCACCACCUCCAACCUCGGGCCUCAAUAUGUCAAUGAUACAUGAGCCCACGCCCGCUCCUGAACCCCUUCAACAUCAAGACAUUAUGGACGAGGGCUGGACCAUUGUUCUCGGCGCCUCCACACCGGCCGGCUCCGAGACGACCCGCCCCGCCUCCGUCUCCGUCAACGGCUCCGUCCAUGACCUCACGGCCUCCAACGUCCUCCGCCUCGAUAUGGAGAACAACGGUCCCGAGGGGUCCCAUCCGAGUGUCAUGAGCCCCGGCUAUCACCCCAAGAGGUCCAACACCCGGGCCACAGACAUGUCCCCUCCGGAUCUCUCUGAAACCUACAGUCCGGCCGCCGCUUGUGACGCGGACGGUCUCUGCGAAAUCGGUGCAUGGGCUGACAUGGCGAUACCUGCUGGGAUCCUCGCCAAGAAUCGACGACAGAUGAUGAAGUAA